AAAAAGAAGCUGGAAGAGCGUGAAGUUGCGCUUGCGCCUAAGGAUGUCUCGUUUUUUGAUCGUUUGAAAUUUGAGGAUUUGCUGAAGCAGCGCUUCUUCUAUGAUCAGUCGUUUUCGAUUUACGGAGGUGUGACGGGUCUGUACGAUUUUGGUCCAAUGGGGUGCGCAAUGAAAGCGAAUAUGAUCAAUCUUUGGCGCAAUCAUUUCGUUUUGGAAGAGAACAUGCUUGAAGUGGAUUGUUCAGUCCUCACGCCGGAAGCUGUUCUCAAAGCAUCCGGACACGUUGAUCGAUUCUCGGAUUGGAUGGUAAAAGAUUUGAAAACUGGGGAAUGUUUUCGUGCCGAUCACUUGAUCAAAAAUUUUGCUGAAAAAGCAUGCCAAGAUAAAAAAACAAGCGCGACGAUGAAAGAUGAAUUAACGGAUAUUCUGGCAAAAUUAGAGGGUUUCAAUGAUGGUGACAUGCAUGAAGUGAUCACUAAGUACAAUAUAAAAUCUCCAAUCACUGGCAAUGAUUUGUCGGAACCAGUUGCUUUUAACCUGAUGUUUCCAACGGUCAUCGGGCCAACUGGCGAUUUUAAAGCCUACCUACGACCGGAAACUGCCCAAGGAAUAUUUGUCAAUUUCAAACGUUUGCUGGAAUUUAAUCAGGUUAUUUUUUUGGAUGAUUGCAUUUGUUACACGAAGCAUAUUAUAGUUUUUAUGAGGUGA
Molecule: messenger RNA, 708 nt
Organism: Gongylonema pulchrum
Lineage: Eukaryota; Metazoa; Nematoda; Chromadorea; Rhabditida; Gongylonematidae
Source: the annotation of a GenBank genome assembly